GAAGUGCGAGCAGCAUGGUGCCCGGCAGCCGGGACCAUAUCGCGGUGCCAGGCAGCACGGAGGGCAUAAGGGAAAGCAUGAUUCCCGGCAGCCGGGAGCGCAUGAUCCCCGGCAGCCACACCUCCUACCACAGCGCCUACUCGACGCUGCGCAGGGACGUCCCGCCGAGGAGCGACAACAGCAUCUCGACGUCUCUGCCGCACCUCGGGGGUGGCGACUUUAUCCCCACAGCGAGCAGCCUGUCCAGCACCCACAGCCACAACGUGUACGCGUCCCCGGCCGUGUCGCUGCCGAACUCUCAGAACCUUGGUGGAUAUCCUGG
Molecule: messenger RNA, 322 nt
Organism: Prorocentrum cordatum
Lineage: Eukaryota; Dinophyceae; Prorocentrales; Prorocentraceae
Source: the annotation of a GenBank genome assembly